This is a messenger RNA of Rotaria socialis, 3807 nucleotides long. NCBI's taxonomy places the organism in Eukaryota, Metazoa, Rotifera, Eurotatoria, Philodinida, Philodinidae. The record is from the annotation of a GenBank genome assembly.
AUGUUCGCACUCAAUGAUAAUAAACCAGUUUGGAUACGAGAUAAUGAACAUGGAUUUCUUCUUGGUAAAAUAACUGAUAUUGGCUCCGAUAAUGUUACUGUUCAAUUAAAGGACAAUAGAAAAACAAUAGUUGUUCCGUAUGAUUCAGCAUUUCAAGCGGAAGAAUAUGAUAAAAAUGUUGAUGAUAAUUGCGCACUUAUGUAUCUUAAUGAAGCAACACUACUAAAUAAUGUUCGUCGUCGAUAUAAAAAAGAUUUAAUUUAUACUUAUGUGGCGAAUAUUUUAAUUGCAAUUAAUCCUUAUAAAGAUUUAGCUGGUCUCUAUAGUAGCGAUUCAACCAAGCGUUACAAUGGAAAAUCACUUGGCGUUAUGCCACCACAUGUUUAUGCUAUUGGCGAUAAAGCCUAUCGUGAUAUGCGUACGAUCAAGCAAAGUCAAUCGAUAAUAGUAUCAGGCGAAUCAGGGGCUGGCAAAACUGAAUCAGCAAAAUACGUUUUACAAUAUUUAACUGAAUCUUAUGGUGCACAUAAUGGUCAAAUUGAAGAUCGCAUAAAUAAAUCAAAUCCAUUGUUAGAAGCAUUUGGAAAUGCGAAAACAACACGUAAUAAUAAUUCAAGUCGUUUUGGCAAAUUUAUUGAAGUACAUUUUAAUGAUAAACAUCGUGUUGUUGGUGGUUACAUAUCUCAUUAUUUGCUUGAAAAAUCACGUAUAUGUGUACAAUCAAAAGAUGAACGAAAUUAUCAUAUAUUCUAUCGUUUAUGUGCUGGUGCACCUGAAAGCAUUCGAAGUGCAUUACGCCUGGGAUCACCAGAUAGUUUUCAUUAUCUUAAUCGUGGCUGUACACAAUAUUUUUGUAAUAAUCAAACAGAAAAAUCUUUACCAAAAAACCGUCGAAGUGACGAUUUCAUAGCAAAAGGUGCAUUACGUGAUCCACAAUUAGAUGAUGUUAAUGAUUUUAAUGAAUGCGAUCAAUCGAUGGAUCAAAUGGGUUUAACAACACAAGAUAAACUAAAUAUUUAUAGUACCGUUGCAGCAGUUUUACAUCUUGGAAAUAUUAAUUUUGACGAUGAUCCUGAGAGUACGAAAGGUGGUUGUAAAAUAACUCCAGCAACGGAAAAAUCAUUGAGUGUAACAGCUGAAAUGCUUGGUCUUGAUCCACGUGAUUUACGCAAUUCUCUAAUAACAAGAGUUUUAAUGACUAAAACAACGAGUAGCAGUAAAGGAACUGUUAUACAUGUUCCAUUAAAAGUUCAUGAAGCUCAAAAUGCACGUGAUGCUUUAGCUAAAGCAAUAUACAUUCGUUUAUUUGAUCAAAUCGUUACUUUUGUGAACAAAUCAAUACCGUUUAGUUCAUCGAAUUCAUAUAUUGGUAUUCUUGAUAUUGCUGGUUUUGAAUAUUUUCCUAUUAACUCAUUCGAACAAUUUUGUAUUAACUAUUGUAAUGAAAAAUUACAACAAUUUUUUAAUGAACGCAUACUUAAAGAAGAACAAUUAUUGUAUGAAAAAGAAGGUCUUGGUUUGAAAAAGAUUGGCUAUAUUGAUAAUCAAGAUUGUAUUGAUUUAAUCGAAGCGAAAACAACAGGUUGCUUUGAUUUAUUGGAUGAAGAAAGUAAAUUACCAACACCACGACCUGAACAUUUUACACAUGAAGUUCAUAAUCGUAAUAAAGGUCAUGCAAGACUUGAUUUUCCACGUAAAUCUAAAUUACGUGCAUCACGUGAAAUUCGUGAUGACGAAGGAUUUUUAGUUCAGCAUUUUGCCGGCAGUGUUGUUUAUUCAACUGCUCAAUUUAUUGAGAAAAAUAACGAUGCUUUACAUACAUCAUUACUUAUACUAGUUCAAGAAUCUAGAAAUAGUUUCAUAAGAAAUGUUUUUCCAAAAGGACAAGAACAAGGACAAUCGGCUGGAAAACUGAACUUUAUUUCUGUCGGCUCAAAAUUCCGCUCGCAAUUAGCUGAUCUUAUGAAUAAAUUACGAAGUACUGGUAUUAAUUUCAUUCGUUGUAUUAAACCAAAUCUCAAAAUGGUUUCAAAUCUAUUUGAAGGUGGUCAAAUUCUAAGUCAGUUACAAUGUAGCGGGAUGGUCUCAGUGUUGGAUUUAAUGCAACAAGGUUUUCCAUCACGUACACAAUUUGCUGAUUUAUAUGGAAUGUAUAAAUCAUAUUUACCAAAAGAAUUAGCACGACUUGAUCCACGACUUUUCUGUAAAGCUUUAUUUAAAGCUUUGAAUCUGCAUGAUACAGAUUUUAAAUUUGGUUUAACAAAAGUUUUUUUUCGCCCCGGAAAAUUUGCUGAAUUUGAUGAAAUUAUGAAAUCGGAUCCGAAGAAUUUAGCUGUACUUAUAUCGAAAGUUAAAAAAUGGCUUUUAUGGACUCGAUGGAAAAAAGCACAGUGGUGUGUUUUAUCCGUUAUUAAACUUAAAAAUAAAAUUCUUUAUCGACGUCAAUGCUUGGUUGAAAUUCAAAAACGUGUUCGUAUGCAUUUAGUUUAUAAACGUUAUGCACCACGAAUUCGAGGUUUGGUCAAAGUAAAAGCAUUACAUGAACAAGUUGCUUCAAUGGAAAAAUUUGUUACACAGCUGAAGGCGAACAAAGAACAAGUUUACAAACAAGUACACCAAUUAAGACAACGAAUCGAUCAAUUAAUUCAUGAAAUAACAAAUACAUCUAUGAAAGUAGCAAAUAUUGAUAAUGCCUAUAAUGAUCUUGCUUCAUCAAUUGAUCGUGAAUUCAAACGUUUGAAACAAGUUGCUGCCGAACAAGAUAUAAAAGAGGAAGCAGAACGUUUGAAAAAAAUUCAAGUGGAACUCGAGCGUGAAAAGCAUAAAAAAGUUACUGAAGAGAAACGUUUAGCGGACGAAAAAGAAGAGUUUCGACAACGUUCAGCUAUUGCUCAACGUCAAAAAGAAGAAGAGCAGUUUAAAGGUAAACUUACUGCUGAAGAAACGAAACGUCAAAAAGAACGUCAAGCCAAAGAAUCUGAUGAAGAAGCUCGUGUAGCGGAAGUGAAUGAACGUGAACGUCGUGAUUAUGAUAUAGCACGACGUCUUGCUAUAGAAACUGGUGGCGAAGCUGAUUUACCCCAUUUACAGCGAACACGUCGACCUACUACUAAUCAAAAACAUGAUUUAAGUAAACAUACAUAUGCUCAACUACGUGACUUAAUCAAUACAUCUUGCGAUUUGGAACUACUCGAUGCUUGUCGAGAAGAAUUUCAUCGCCGUUUGAAAGUUUAUCAUGCAUGGAAAUCGAAAAAUCGAAAAGGAAAAAAUCCAUCGGCUGAAGACGAUAACAUUGAUGAAGAUGAAGAACGAGCCCCACAGGAUAUUUUAAAUAAUUUUGUUGUACCUGCAGCAGCUGGUGUCUCAUCAACACCAAUCGGAGUAACUAAAAAGGCUAGCCAACCGGCAACAACCGCUAGCUCGAAAAAAUCUAGCAGCGGUAAAGGAACUGAACAACGGUUUUUUCGUAUUCCAUUUAUUCGUCCUAAUGAUCAAAAUCGAGAUACAAAUGGUGAUCAAAAAAAGAAAGGAUGGUGGUAUGCUCAUUUUGAUGAUAAAUGGAUUGCUCGUCAAAUGGAAAUCCAUCCAAAUAAAGAAUCUGUUCUUCUUGUUGCAGGUGUAGAUGACAUGAAUAUGUGUGAAUUAAGUUUAGAUGAAACAGGUUUAGCAACGAAAAAAGGUGCUGAAAUUCUCGAAAGUGACUUCGAACAAGAAUGGCUUAAACAUGGUGGCCAAGAAUAUUUGAAGUCACAUUUUGGACAAAUCAGUUCGAAAUAUGUCGUUCAAUUAGUUCAAAAUUAUCGCUAA